CUCUCAUUAACAACACCCAGAAAGAGUGUGCAAAGGUGUGAGCCCAAAGCAGCAGUAAAAGCAGGCCAGGGCCCUAGGUGAUUAUACUCGCAGACAAACCAGCAGCGCAGGCUGGGCACAGAGCAGUAGGUAGUGGGGGUGGAGCAGCAAUGGCCUGCAGCUUGCUCCCGUGCGCCGUCGUUGCCGUGCUCCUCCUCGUCCUCCCCUCGCCGUCCGCCGGCGACCCUGACCUGCUCCAGGACAUCUGCGUCGCCGAUCUUACCUCAGCUGUGAAGGUGAACGGGUUCGCGUGCAAGGCCGCGGCGACGGAGGAAGACUUCUACUUCAAGGGGCUGGGCGCCGCCGGCAACACCAGCAGCAACACGUACGGCGCGGUGGUGACCGCGGCCAACGUGGAGAAGGUGCCGGGGCUGAACACGCUGGGCGUCUCCAUGUCCCGCAUCGACUACGCCCCGGGCGGCCUCAACCCGCCGCACACCCACCCGCGCGCCACCGAGAUGGUGUUCGUCCUGCAGGGCGCCCUCGACGUCGGCUUCAUCACCACCGGCAACAAGCUGCUCGCCAAGACCAUCUCCGCCGGCGACGUCUUCGUCUUCCCCCGGGGGCUGGUGCACUUCCAGAAGAACAACGGCGACUCCCCCGCCGCCGUCAUCUCCGCCUUCAACAGCCAUUUGCCCGGCACGCAGUCCCUCGCCACCGCGCUGUUCGCGGCAUCGCCGGAGGUGCCCGACGGCGUGCUCACCAAGGCCUUCCAGGUUGGCACCAAGGAGGUGGAGAAGAUCAAGUCCAGGCUUGCACCCAAGAAGAGCUAACUCGAUCGACUGAAACAGCUAAUGCUGCUCCUGUGUGCCUGCAUGUAUGCUAAAUUUCUUUCAGAAUUUGGACCUCUGCACUUCUUCUGUCCAUGAGUGAUCGAGAUGAGUUCUGUCUUCUUCUCUGAUUAUUUCCUCCGUAAAGCUGCCCUGCAGCAGGCAGGCAAUUAAAUUUAAAGGUUGUAGGUCUUGAUUGUAAUAAGAGGUUUGUUCAUUCUAAAAUCCAAUCAUUUGGUAAUUACAAAUGGUAUGAGUGACACUAUU
This is a messenger RNA of Oryza brachyantha (malo sina), 1076 nucleotides long. RefSeq names its product germin-like protein 5-1. Lineage: Eukaryota; Viridiplantae; Streptophyta; Magnoliopsida; Poales; Poaceae. Gene Ontology annotation, biological process: regulation of root development; plasmodesmata-mediated intercellular transport. Gene Ontology annotation, molecular function: manganese ion binding. The transcript has 2 exons. Bases 150 to 812 code for a protein of 220 amino acids. The record is from RefSeq and is a predicted model, not a curated record. Gene Ontology annotation, cellular component: cell wall; plasmodesma.